Messenger RNA from Limanda limanda (common dab), 1161 nucleotides. It is a transcript of the gene kcnk2b, whose product is annotated as potassium channel, subfamily K, member 2b. The record is from RefSeq and is a predicted model, not a curated record. Gene Ontology annotation, molecular function: outward rectifier potassium channel activity; potassium ion leak channel activity. Gene Ontology annotation, biological process: stabilization of membrane potential; potassium ion transmembrane transport. Lineage: Eukaryota; Metazoa; Chordata; Actinopteri; Pleuronectiformes; Pleuronectidae. Bases 16 to 1161 code for a protein of 381 amino acids. The transcript has 6 exons. Gene Ontology annotation, cellular component: membrane.
ACCCGGAUUACAGUCAUGAGGUGGAAAACCGUGUCAGCGAUCUUCUUCCUGGUGGUGCUCUACCUGAUAAUCGGGGCGACGGUGUUCCGGGCUCUUGAGAAGCCGCAUGAGAGCUACCAGAAACUGGCCAUUCUCGCAGAAAAACUGGACUUCCUGGCCACGCACGCCUGCGUCAACUCCUCCGAGUUGGAGGAUCUGGUGAAGCAAGUGGUUUCUGCAGUUCGAGCGGGUGUGAACCCAUCGGGAAAUCCAUCCAAUCAGACGAGCCUCUGGGACCUCAGUUCCUCUUUCUUCUUUGCUGGAACUGUUAUCACCACCAUCGGGUUUGGGAACAUCUCUCCUCACACAGAAGGAGGUCGGAUCUUCUGUAUAAUCUACGCUCUGCUGGGGAUCCCCCUGUUUGGAUUCCUAUUGGCUGGCGUGGGCGACCAGUUGGGGACCAUUUUUGGGAAGGGCAUCGCCAAAGUGGAGAAGAUGAUAGUGAAAUGGAAAGUCAGCCAGACCAAGAUCCGCGUCUUCUCCACGCUGCUCUUCAUCCUGUUCGGGUGCCUCAUCUUCGUGGCGCUGCCGGCCGUCAUCUUCAAGCACAUCGAGGGUUGGAGCACGCUGGAGUCCAUCUACUUCGUGGUCAUCACCCUCACCACCAUCGGCUUCGGGGACUUCGUGGCCGGGGCCUCAGAGAAAAAUCCAGAGUACCUGGACUACUACAAGCCUGUGGUGUGGUUCUGGAUCCUGGUGGGCCUGGCCUACUUUGCCGCCGUGCUCAGUAUGAUCGGGGACUGGUUCCGGGUCAUCUCCAAGAAAACUAAGGAGGAGGUCGGGGAGUUUCGGGCUCACGCAGCCGAGUGGACGGCGAAUGUGUCGGCAGAGUUCAAAGAGACCCGGCGGCGGCUCAGCGUUGACAUCUAUGACAAGUUCCAGCGUGCGGCGUCCAUCAAGCGCAAGCUGUCAUCGGAGCUGGGCAUCAACCAGGAACUGACCCCUGGCAAGAGGACGCUGUCGGCAAGCCUGUGCGAGGACAGAGAGGGUUACCCCAACUUGACUCUCUCACUCAGCCCUGUCUCGGGGGCCCACACCAGGAACGGCAACCUCUACCUAAACGGCCUCAGCCCGGACUACGCCGACCGGCGGGAGAUCGCCAUCAUCGAAAAUCUCAAUUGA